AUGUCGGAUAAUAACCGGGAAGAAGAGCAUGACUUUAGCUUUAAUGAACUUAUAGAUAACAUAUUGACAAAUGAUACAGAUGAUAAAGGGGACGAUGUAAAUCAUGAAGAUCAUGAUAUAUCUUCAAAUAAGGAACAUGAAAAAAUGACGAAUAGCAUAACGGCUGAACAGGAUGAUAUAGAGAUGGAUGACGUACAUAAUAACUCACAGUCGGUUCCAAAUCAUAGUGAUCAUGAUGACAAUGAUGAACUUCCUGAUUUCGAAGCUGAGGAUCUUGUUAAUGCAGUGGCAAGUGCCAUGCAAGAUAUUGAAACGGAUGAAAAAGAUGGAGAUGAACACAAUGAUAACAAUAAUAGAGAUGAGAAUAAUGCCAACAAUAACGAACCGGCGCCAAAUCCACAACAUGAUGAAGACGAUGAAGCCCAACAGCAUAGUGAAUGGGCCAGAAUCUUACAAGAAGGUUUAAUGCAAGAUGAUGACGAACAUGGCGUACAUUCAGAUGAAGAUCGUAUUGUAGAAACGCACGAUUUGCAUGACGAUACAGAAUUAGGCACAGAUAACAUCCAACAUACGAUAGACCAACUGGAUAGAGAUGAUGAAAAUUUAAGGUUAGCAAUUCUAGAAUCACUUCAAAACCUUGAAGAAACCGGAGAACAACCUCAAACUGAAACAAAGAAUGCACAUGACAUAUCAGAAACGAAAGAGGAAAGUACGAAGAAAGCAGUUGCGAAGAAAACCUCUAAGAAGAAGAAGAAAGAGAAAUCAAAGGAUAAGAGUGUACAAAAGGAAAAGGGAAGCCCCAAGAAGAAGAAAACUGUUAAACACAAGAAAAACAAAGACAAGUCUAAAGACAAAGCAGAUGAUUUAAAUUUUAAUGAUGUGAUAGAAGGUUUGAUAGGGGAAGAUAAAUCUACAGAAGGUAAAACAAAAUCAACUACUGGAGCAACUGAAGAAAAUGAUGAUGACGCUCGUGCCAUUGUCGAGGAAACUUUAAAAGCAUUUGAAAGAGAGUUAUUAGGAUCCUCAACAGAACCUACGACAAAAACAACAAAGAAAGAACGUACAAAAAAGACAAAAACGUCUCAAAAGCAUACACAGAAGGAUAAAGUAGCAUCUAUCAACAAAUCUACUAAAACAGAAUCCAAGAAAAAGAAGAAGAAGAAGGCAAGUAAAAAAACAGAUAAAUCUGCGGAAGAUGAGUAUAAGGAAGAUGAUUUUUCCAAAGCAUUGGUUGAUAUGGUCAACCAAGUUGUUUCAACAUCGUUAGGUGAUGAAUCGACGGCAUCUAAACAAGAAGCAACGAACAAAGAUGGAAGUAAACCACACUCAAUAAGCAUACCCACAUGGAAUCACACACAAAUCACUCCUUAUCAGGAUGAGUCUCGAGCUGAAAUAACGACGACACCUGCAGCUGAUGAACCUUUUGAUUUAAAUCAAAUUAUGCAAAACGCUAUGGCCAUGGCUUUCCAAGAACAAAAUGAUGAUAAUUUUGAUCCUACGGUAAUGGAGGAAUUUAACAAGAGUCUUGGAAGCUUCAAUGUUUCCGACCUCUUGUCGACAGGUCAGACAACAACCAAGAAGAAGCCUGCGAAGAAAAAGGCACCAAAGAAGAAAAAACCUGUCAAACCAAAAGCCGCUAAGGAGAGGAAGAUUGUGCUUCAGAAAGUGGUCGAGAAGAAGAAGAAGAAACCUAAGCAACCUAAGAAACCAGUAAAGCCUAAGAAAUCACCAGAGCAAAUUUUAAGGAAGAAAUAUAAAGCAAUUGUCACCGAAGCUGCUAAUGUUGCUAAAAAGCGUAGUAGAAUGAAGAGAAGAGAGACUAGAGCAAAACUUCUGGAGGAUAAAAUAAAGCAUCGUGCAGAAAAGAAACAACUGAAAAGUGCUCAAGAUGAGAAGCGUCUUAUUGAAUUAAAGGAAUUAGAAGAAAUUGUAGCUAAAGGUCCACCAUACCCAAUCGACCUGAGGGUUACCAAGAAAGGGGUACCAAAGAAACCCUAUAGAAGAUGGACUGCUGUAGAAAUGGAGAAAAGGGCUCAGAUGGUUCAAGAAAAGCCCAAAAAACCUGCUAAGGUGAAAAAAGAAAAGAAGAAGAAGGCUAAGAAAUUGAAGAGGGUACCAUUAAAAACAUUAAGAAAAAUUCCAUUAUUCAAUACUGUUAAAGGAAGCCCUGUUCCUUCUAAAUUAUUAAACGAUAUCGAGGGAACUCUUUCCAAAAUACAAUUACCACAAGUAUCUAUUGACCCUACCGCAUCAAAGUACGGUAUCAACUUAUCUAGCAAAACUGUAGUCUUCAAAGAGAAAAUUCCAUUUCAUCCACCUUGGUGUGUUCCUCUACAUCCACCAUAUAUCCUACCUGUUGCUAGAAGAAGACCUAAAGAUAAUAAAUAUUCAACUGAACACAAACGUGAAAAAGCCAAAAAGGUUAAUGAAUUAUUAAAUGAUACUGUUUUACGUAACGAAAUUCUACCGAGGACAUUGGCCACAGUAAUUACAACCUUGAAAGCAGCAGCAAAAGCUAGAAUUGGAAAUGGUGCUUCUCCGGAACAAACUUUGAAAUAUCUAAGGAUAAUCAUUGAGCGCACUAAGAGAUCAAUAGCACAGGCGAUUUCAAAGAGAAAUAGCGAGGAAAUAAGAAACCAAGAAAUAAAACAAGAACAGUCGAAUACCAUUAGUACUAAAGCUACCGGUACUGUGAGAAAAAUACCUUUGUUUACUCUAUCAAAUAUUAAAAAAAUCGAGAAAGACGCAAUUUCUUCUGAAAGUCAAAAGAUAGGACCCACACAUAUAGUAGUGAAAGAAGAGCCAAUAAACCAACUAGCAAACGUAAAGGUAGAACCACACAGUAAGAAUGGUGACUCAAUCCUUCAGGUAGUUGAAAAUGUAUCUGAAUCCCCAGAUGUUAUAAUGAACACUGGUUCUCACGAUGACCAAGAUACUAAAACAGAUCAUCCAGAUGAGAUGCUUACGAAGGAGAAAAAAUAUCAAUCUGCUACUGACGUAGAACUAAGAGCCCUUUUUUUACGUGGUGCUCUACUCGGUGGAGAAUUUGACAUCAAAGGUUAUGAAAGUAAAAAGACAUUACAGAACACCGAGGCCCCUCCUAUGAAUUAUAUUAAGGAAGUUAUAGAAAUUAAGGAUGAAGAAAACUAUCUAAUAAAUGCACGUUUAGAACAACCAGUCAAGAAAUUAUCACCUAUCUUAAACACAAUAAUACCUGCAAAGAGAAAGUUCAUAAAAGUGGAGGAUAUGGUCGAAUCGUUGGUUAACCAUGAAUUGGAGACAAACGGUGGUAAUUCUCAUUUGUCGCCAGGACUAAGUAAGAUUAUUACGAGUACUAUUAGCGGUAUUCUCCCAAAGGUGAAAAAAGAAAAGAAGAAUACCCUUAAAUCAACUCCUGCUAGAACACCAGUUUUGAAUUUAGAUGGGCUAGUUCCUCCUAAAUCAUUUACCAUGUCUCAAACCGCUACCGGUAAACCCAUCGAAGUGAGUCCAAUUUCAAGGUUGCCUAUUGCAAAGAUAUCAAAACCUAAAGUGGAAACUGUCAGUCUUCACACCUAUUCGUUCAACUUGCCAGAUUUCUCAGAUUUCCCGGGGAAGAAGAAUAUCUUGAUGAGAAAAGCUAGGAAUCUCUUGAACCCAGAAGAAUUGAAAGUGUUGAAUCGUGAAAUGAGCAGAGAGAGAAAAAAAAGAUGGAGAGAAGCCAAUGCGCAAAAGAAUUGGGAGAUCGAUUAUAAAGCUAGAAUGAGAAGGAGAGCCACUGCUAUAUUCGGCGAAGGGGAUACAGUAGAGAAAGAACAAUUUGUUAAGCAAAAAAUGGAAAUUGCCCUAAGUGGACAAGUUAAGGUAUCAAAUGAGAACUCGCCAAUAUCAUCCGAUAAGGGUGUCUCAAAUAUAACCGAUUUGGAAAUAUUAAAUAUCAUAGCGUUAUCGUUGAAGAAACUCGAUGUUGCUCGUAAGCUGGAAAUUGAGUUGAAUGAAGAAAUGACAAAAUUACGCGAGAAAGAGGUAGAACAAAAACCUACAAAGAAAAGGAAACUAACUACCAAGUAG
Messenger RNA from Maudiozyma saulgeensis, 4050 nucleotides. The record is from the annotation of a GenBank genome assembly. Lineage: Eukaryota; Fungi; Ascomycota; Saccharomycetes; Saccharomycetales; Saccharomycetaceae.